AUGUCGGAUAUGGAGACAGCUCUUCAUGCAGCACGAGACAGGCAGUUGAAUGGCAAUGCAUCGGAACCGACCACGAAGCUCAACCCCAUUCCAGACUCUGGAUCCCGAUACGAUAAGCCUAUUGUUGCUGCGCAACAGGAUGGACUACCCAUAAUCGACAUCUCCGCUUUUCUAGAUCCUUCAUCUACGAAGGACGCACAAUCCACAACCGCUAAAGCCAUCAAUGCCGCUUGCGUGAACUAUGGCUUCUUCUACCUCACAGGCCACGGCAUACCAACUGCAGAGCUCGAUAAAAUCAUUAACCUCGCCCGCGAAUUCUUCGCUUUGCCACUAGAUGAGAAGAACAAGAUCAAACGUUUCGAUGCCGGAAGUCCAGAGGGAGGAGAUGGCGCAAGGGGUUAUCAGGGGCUGGGUGAGAACGUAACGGGCGGCCUGCAAGAUAUGCAAGAAGCCAUCGACUGGUACCGCGACUGGCCAGAAGAGAAGCGAGAGCCUGGAGAAGGACGACCUGGUAGCGUGAAGAGCCUCCAAGGUGUGAACCUAUGGCCCGAGCAACCAAAAGAGCUCAAACCCGUAUACACGGACUACAUUGAACGAGUCAAAAAAGUCGGCGAAGCCCUCGCCCACGCUAUGGGCGUAGCUCUGGACCUUGGAACGCCUUCAAAAGAUGCAAUGCAAAGCGAAGAAGACGAAGAAACCUUCGUGAGGAACUGUAACGAAUCCUUUUGGGUGAUGCGUAUGAUCGGUUACCCACCCCUAACAACCCCUCAUACCCCUGGCAACGACAUUGAACAAUUCUCCUGCGGCGCGCAUACAGAUUACGGCUGCGUAACCCUCCUCCUCACGGACCCCACCCCAGGCGCCCUCCAAGUCCAACUCAAAGACGGAACUUGGCUCAACGCCGAUCCCAUACCAGGGGCCUUUGUAGUAAACAUUGGAGACAUGAUUGAGCGGUGGACGAACGGGCUUUGGAAGAGUACGAUGCAUAGGGUUAUACACAGGGGUCAGCAGUAUAGGAUUAGUGUGCCUUUCUUUUAUGAGCCGAAUUUCGACGCUGUGGUAAGGCCGUUGGCGAAGUGUGUUGAGGAGAGUGGGGAGAGGAUGAUACAUCAGGGUAGCACGUAUGGGGAACAUCUUUUGACAAAGGUCUUCAGUAACUUUUAUUAUAGUAAGAGGACGGAUUGGUGA
Messenger RNA from Alternaria atra, 1188 nucleotides. RefSeq lists its product as uncharacterized. Gene Ontology annotation, molecular function: dioxygenase activity. The transcript has a single exon. Lineage: Eukaryota; Fungi; Ascomycota; Dothideomycetes; Pleosporales; Pleosporaceae. Bases 1 to 1188 code for a protein of 395 amino acids. The record is from RefSeq and is a predicted model, not a curated record.